Adineta steineri is the source of this 1146-nucleotide messenger RNA. The record is from the annotation of a GenBank genome assembly. NCBI's taxonomy places the organism in Eukaryota, Metazoa, Rotifera, Eurotatoria, Adinetida, Adinetidae.
AUGAAUCGAUACUAUUCGGAUGUGAAUAAUGCAUAUUAUACUUCACGACAACAAUCGGAUAAUAUACGUGCAUCAGGUUGGCAAUCAUCAGUGCCAACAACGAAUAUAAUACCUACGUCAUUAUUACCAUUACUACGUAUUGUUGUUGAAUGUCCAUUUGGUCCAAAAAAAUGUGACUAUACAAUUGAUAAAUCACAACGUGGUCGUCUAAUUGUUGCUGCACGUCGUCGACAUACAUUUAAAUAUGAUUAUCUAUUAUCAAAAAAUAAAGAUAAUGUAGUUCUUCAAACUUUUACAAUACCACCAGAUGCUGAUGUUGAUAAUUUACAAUCUCAUAUUGAACGAUGGACAAAUCGUUUAAUUAUUGAAAUGCCACGUCUAUCUUCAUCAUAUAAAAAUACAAGAAAUACAUAUACGAAUUCUAUUCAGUCACCUACUGUAUUAACAACAUCUGCAGAUGUUUCUCGAAGAGUACAUGAUGAUAAACAAUAUACUAAAAUCUAUUCAAAAGAUAAUCAAAAAAUUGAAUAUCGUGUCGAUUGUCAUGAUUAUACACCUGAUGAACUUGAUGUAUUUGUUCAAGGUCGAGAUUUAAUUGUACAAGGUAAAACUAAACAAGGAACAUCAUCCGAUCCUAAUCAAGAACAUGUAUCAAAAAAAUUUACACGUAAAAUUCCAUUACCAAAUACAGCUGAUCUAUCGAAAAUUGUAUCAUAUUUUGAAAAUGGUGAAUUACGAAUACAAGUUGCACUUCAACCAGGAAUGUAUUAUAAUGAUGGAAAAAUUUAUUCAUCAGAAUUAACACCAACAGUCGUAUCAGAUAGAACAAUUGGUGAAAUUCGUCGUAUUCAAUCACCAGUACCGAGCAAUCAUUCACGUCAUCAUCGACGACAUGAACAUAUAAGUCAUCAUCGUGAUGAUCGUCAAACAUCGAGUCCAGUACGACGAGAACGUUCAGCUGAAAGUCUUUAUUAUCCAUCUUACAGAUCAUCAAGAGAUUAUGAUGAAGAUGAUGGACGAGAAAAUCGACGUACACGUAUUGUCAGUUACGAUAGAAAUGAUUCAUUUCAACAACCGAUACAUAGAUCAGUUUAUACACCUACAAAUCAUAUUGUUACAACUAGGACAACUGCAUAUCGCGAUUAA